AAAGACCUUAGCGAGAAGCCAACAGUGUUGAUGUUUGAAGACAUCGGCGCUGAUGACGGUCUCACGAAACCCCAGGUUAAANAAGAUUAUUCGGGAGUGGCAGCAAAAACAGACCCGGCCGAGAUAGCCCUUGUGAUGAAGCUCGACAGAUGGAUUAUGCCCAUGCUAUGGUCAAUGUAUUGGCUCAAUUACUUGGAUCGCAAUGCCAUCGCUCUGGCCCGUCUCAACGACCUGGAGGAAGAUCUCGACCUCACAGGAACUCGUAUGUCACACCUCCUAUCCACGAAUGGUAGACAUGAUGUUAACGAAAAGAAGNAAUACCUCACCUGUGUCAGCAUUCUAUUCGUCGGCUACCUACUUGGCCAGAUCCCGUCCAACAUGUUUCUGACUCGCACAAAACCCUCGCACUACAUGGGAUGCUGCAUGGCUCUGUGGGCUAUCGUAUCGGCUUUGACUGCUGUCUUUCUUGGUGUGACUGAAGCACCGUACUACCCUGGCGCGGUUUAUCUUCUCAGUAUCUUCUACAAUCGCAAGGAGAUCGCUACACGUAUCGCUAUCCUGUACACCGGUAAUAUCCUUGCUACUGCCUUUGCAGGUCUUAUCGCCGCUGGUGUGUUCCACGGCAUGGACGGUUCGGCAGGAUUGACUGGAUGGCAAUGGUUGUUCAUCCUUCAAGGUGCUGUCACCUUUGUCAUUGCGAUCGUCGGAUUCUUCUGCCUUCCAGAUACGCCCUUGACAACCAGGUGGUUGACCCCUGAGGAGAGACAGCUCGCCCACGACCGCAUUGCGAGAGACACUGUCGAAAAGUCGGGAGAUACUAGUGUCUGGAACGGCCUUAGACAGGCUGGUUCUGACCCAGUUGUAUGGCUCUUUGCCCUCAUGGCUCACCUCCACUUGGCUGCCAAUGGUUUCAAGAACUUUACUCUGGGUUUCAACACCACGAUUACUCUUGUUCUGACCUGCCCGCCUUACCUCAUCGCCGGUGCCUCGACACUUUUGGUCUCGUGGUCUUCUGGCAAGAUGAAUGAACGCACCUGGCACAUUACUGCUUCAAAAUCGGUUGCCAUCAUAGGCUUCAUCGUCGGUGCCGUCGUGAUGAACACCGGAGUCAAGUACUUUGCUAUGGUCGUCUUUACCAUCGGCACCUAUGCCGUCAACUCCCUCAUCCUCGGUUGGGUUGGCUCUACUUGCGGACAAAGCACGGAGAAGAAGGCAGCAGCCAUCUCUAUCGUCACUACAGUGAUGAACGCUUCCUUCAUCUGGACGCCAUAUCUCUGGGACCCCAAAGACGCGCCCAAGUAUCAGCCUGCCAUGUUCUCGAGCGCUGCCUUUUCUGCUGGCACCGCACUCACGGCUUGGGUUGUCAAGAUUAUUAUGAAGCGCCGUAACGAGAGGCUUAGGCAGUCCGAGGACGAGGUCCAGACUUUCUAUGUCUACUAG
Messenger RNA from Aureobasidium vineae, 1440 nucleotides. Lineage: Eukaryota; Fungi; Ascomycota; Dothideomycetes; Dothideales; Saccotheciaceae. The record is from the annotation of a GenBank genome assembly.